Chlamydomonas reinhardtii is the source of this 10388-nucleotide messenger RNA. RefSeq lists its product as uncharacterized. NCBI's taxonomy places the organism in Eukaryota, Viridiplantae, Chlorophyta, Chlorophyceae, Chlamydomonadales, Chlamydomonadaceae. Gene Ontology annotation, biological process: protein deubiquitination. The coding region runs from base 167 to 8509 and encodes 2780 amino acids. Gene Ontology annotation, molecular function: cysteine-type deubiquitinase activity. The transcript has 18 exons. The record is from RefSeq and is a predicted model, not a curated record.
UUAGGGAUACUGCUUGCACGUUGACAAGGCUUCUGCUGACCAUCAAGACCCUGUGCGGUCGAGAGACGCUCUCCCGAAGGCCUUUGUGGAAGGAAAUGGCCCCGCGCUAGGCGGGCCGUGUGCCAAAAUGGGCUCAAGAGGCGCAGGAGCCGGCUGAGCAGCAGUAAUGGUUAACAAGAAAAGCAAGGGGCCUAAGGCCAAGGGGCCUAAGGCCCCGGCCAAGAAGCAGCAGGAGCCGGCGAAGGAGCUCACACAGCAAACGCCCCAGGAGCGCGUUGCGCUGGUGCGCCCCCUGUGGGAGACGCUUGAUCAAGCGGAACGCAUAAAUCUCCUGACGAUUGAUUUGGACAGCUUGAGGGCGCGUGCAAAGCAGCUCGCGGAGGCAGCGCGUCAGCAGGCCGUUGCGGAUGCGCCGGAGGGCGAGCCGCUGGACCCGGCGCUGCUGGAGCUGGAGCCGUCCAUCGAGGACGUGCUGGAGGAUGGGGUGAAGCGGCUGAAGGAAAAGGGGACGUGGAAGCUGUGGCAGUGGCCCGCCGACGGGGCGGAGAUGUUUGACGCGGAGGCGUUCAGGCAGCACAUCACGGAAAAGCACAUUCGCGAGGAGCUGCGGCGGCUGCUGCCGCGCGACGAGGGCCGGACCACGGAGAAGCCGGCGGAGGCGGCGUUCCGACAGCGCAUGUCCGACCUCAUGGCCAAGGUGCAGGCCUCCAACAACGCCAACAGCCUGCGCCCCUCCCCCACCGCCGCCACGGGCGCCGACGGAGACGCGGCAGCGGCGCGGCCGCGGCGGCGCGGCGACCCCGGCUCCUACCUUCGCGACGCCAACAUUGAGCUUCUAGGCGUUCUGCUGGAGGCGCUGGCGCGCGAGAACGACCACCUGUACCACUCACUCCUGGUGCCCAUCACGGCCUACGUCAUGGAGAUGCUGCCGGAGGGGCACCGGGAGACCACCAAACUGGAGCUCAGUUUUGAGGACCUGGAGAACCUGGCUCCGGACGAUGUGACGCGCAUCGUGGAGUGGCUGACGGAGAAGGUGGACGCGCUGUCCACCAAGCUCAAGCCGGAGCUGAAGGACGAGGAGGAGGAGGACGAGGAGAACAUGGGCGACGUGGACCUGUGGGCCCUGGCGGAGGAGGGCAGCGCGCUCACCGUCAACGGCAAAUGGCUGCAGCACCUGCAGGACCGGCUGCUGGGCGAUGACGGCCACCCGCGCCGCUCCAAGGCGGCCGAGGACCCGGGGCGCAACGGGCUGGUGCUGGAGUGGGUGUACGGCAGCAUUGUGAGCACGGCGGAGAAGGCGCGCGACGGCGCCAAGCGCUGCCUGGGCAUGCAGCUGCCCACCGCCGCGGACGCGCACCUCACGCUCGUCAGGGCGCUGGACGAGCACCUAUCGUGGGAGAGCCGCGCCAAGCAGUGCCGAGAGCUGCUGAGCGAGAUGCUCAAGAGUCGGCUUGAGGCGGCGGAGCUGGGCAAGCAGGGCCACGACCUGCGGCCCGUGCCCAACCCCAAGCGCGAGGGGCCAGUCGACGCCACCACGCCGCUGCUGGAGGACUCGGCCGCCAGCUCCUCCUCCUCCGGGGAGCCCGGCGCCGGCGCGGCUCCCCCGCGGCCGCUGCCGGACGAGGUGUUGCUGUUCAUGCUGCGGCGGGAGGCCUUGCUGACGCGCGCCAAGCUGCACUACCUGGUGUUUGAGCACAUCAGCCAGGAGAAAGACCUGCGCAUCCUCAAGCAGCUGCUGCGCCAGGGCGAGCCCGAGUUCGAGCGGCUCAAGCGCGAGCUGGACGAGGUGAAGCACGCGCCGCGCGGCAUGGACGGCGCCUACCGCUCCGCCGCCGAGAUGGACCGCCACCGCCACCAGCUGGAGGUGCAGACCGCCUUCCGCGAGCAGGGCGCGCGGCUGCAGGCCGCCUACGACAAGAAGCAGAACGCCGAGUACGCCAUGGCCAAGCGGGAGACGGAGAUCAAGCAGCUGCAGGGCUGGAAGGGCACGGUGGACAACCUGGUGGACAAGUUCCAGGAGCUCAUCACCGCGCGCAGCGAGCGCCAGGCGGCGGCGGCGGCCGCCGCCGCCGCUUCCGCCGCCUCGUCCGGCGACGGCGGCGGCGCCACGGCCUCCGCCAGCACGGACACGGAGCUGGACGGCGAGUCGUACGUGGGGUCGCUGACGCCGACGCAGUACAUCCAGCUGACCAAGAUGCGCAACCACUUCAACAAGGACGUGCGCAAGCAGCUGUACACGGACGCCGACGACCGCACCUUCUUCGACAACCUCAAGACCGCGCUCAAGGCCAUGGAGCGGCGCCUGGAGGACAGCUGCGUGGCGCUCCAGCACCUGGAGAUGCAGCUCAUCAACGUGGCCUGCGACGACCCCGGCGUGCUCAUCGGCGGCCAGCUGGCGCUGCCGCUGCUGCAGGAGCGCCUGGACGGCCGCGGGCUGGAGGCGGCGGCGCAGCGGGCCAAGCUGGCGGAGGACGAGGUGCUACGCAUGGAGCUACUUGCUGCCGAGCGCGAGGCCGCUGAGCGCGAGCGCAAGAAGGCCGCCAAGGCAAAGAAGAACGAGAAGGCCAAAAGCGAGAAGGAGCGGUUGGCCGCGGAGAAGGCCGCCAAGGAGGAGGCGGAGCGCGCGGCAAAGGAGGAGGCGGAGAAGGAGCGCGUGGUCCGGGAAGAGGAGGAGCGGCGCAAGCGCGCGGAGGCGAUGGAGGAGGCGCGAAAGGCGGCGGAGGUGGCGAUGGAGCAGCGGCGCAAGGAGCUGCUGAGCGACGAGAACGGCUACUGGCGGCAGCGCAUGAUGCUGGAGGAGCGGCUGACGGCGGCCGCCGGCAGCGGCAGCGGGGGCCGCAGCGGCAGCUCACAGAGUGGCGGCGGCGCGCCCGCUGGUGCAGUGGCAGCGGGUGCGCGUCCGGGCUCGUCUUCUUCGUCCACAGGCUUGGGGGAGGAGCGCCCGGCGCGGGCAGGCUCGUCUUCGCCGGAGCCGGCGGCGGACGCCGCGGGCUCCAGCGCAAGUGCCGCCACAGAUGAGGGCUUUGUGACGGAGAGCCGCCGGCGGCGGAACGCCCAGGACACACGGGACCAGGAUGAGGAGGUGGCGUCGGGGCCCGGGUCAUCGCAGGGCCAGGGGCAGGGCCAGGGCGGCGCCCGGAGCGCCCUGCGCAGCGGCAGCCGGGACCGCAUGGGGCAGCGCGAGGGCGGCGGCGCAGGGCCACGCGGCGAGCACGCGCGCGACCGUGAGCCGCGGCGGGCGCAGCAGCAGCAGCAGCAGCAGUCGGGGUCGUCGGGCGGCGCAGCGCCGCAGUCGCAGCAGCAGUCGCAGCAGCAGUCGCAGCCGCAGUCGCAGCAGCAGCCGCGGGGCGGGGCGCGGGAUGCGCCGGGCGGGCGGCAAGCUGGCAGCAGCGCAGGCCGGCCGCCGGCGGUGCCGCCGCCGUCACGAGCUGCAGGAACGCCUGCAGCGGCAGCUGUAGCAGAGGCACAACCGGAGCCUGUGCCCUCAACGGCGUCUGCCGCUGCUGUUCCCGCUCCCGUGCCCGUGCCUAGUCCCGGGGCAAUCCCCGAGGCAGCGGCAGCGCAGCCACAUGCGAGUGCCUCGGCUGCUGCUGCUGCUGCAACGGCGGCCGGCACGGCACCUGACGUGGCCAGUGCCUCCUCUGUGCCUGAGGAGGCGAUCCUGUUUGGUGACAUUCCUGUCAUUCCGUCGUCUUCGUCGUCCGGCAGCGCUGCGCCCUCGGCAACACCGGCUGCUGCUGCGGCGGCUUCGGAAGCGGCGGCGAAUAAGACGCAGUCGGAGCAGGCGGCACAGCCGCCGCAGGCGGCCAGUCAGGCGGAGCAGCAACAGCAGCAGCAACAGCAGUCGCAGCAACAGCAGCAGCAACAGCCUGCGGGGUCCGCCAUGAGCAACAUGCAGCCGCCGCCGCCGCCCGGGCCCGGGCCUAUGAGUCUGCAGGGCAUGGCGGGUCCGCAAGGCAUGGCGCCGCCGCAGGGCCACCGGCACCCCCACGCGCCCCACGGGCACGGCAACGCGCCGCCGCCGCCGCAGUUCGUGCACAUGAACGGCGGCAUGCAGGGCGGCCCGCCGCCCAUGCCGCACCCGAUGGGCCCGCCGGGCGGCAUGCCUGGGAAGCAACUGCCGCCCGGCACCAUCCUUGUGCCCAUGGGCCCCGGCGGCCCGCGGCCGCACAUGGCUCCGCCGCCACCGGGUAUGGGCGGCGCCAUGGUGCCGCGCGGCAUGCCGCCGCCGCCGCACGGCGGCCCCGGCGGCCCAGGGCCCAUGAUGCCCGGCGGGCCGCCACCGCCCGGGCAGGUGCCGGGCAUGCGCGGCCCUGCGCCGCAGGGGCCGGGCGGCCCGCCGCCGCCGCCGCCGGGCGCACAGAUGAUGCUGGCGCCUGCCCACAUGGCGCAGCACCCCGGCCACCCCGGCCACCCAGGCCACCCAGGCAUGCACGGCAGCAUGGCAACCCACCCCGGCUCGCUGCCCAUCGGGCCCAUGCAGGCCAUGUAUGUGUUCCCGCCGGGUGCCGCCCCGCCUGGCAUGGCGCCAGGGCCAGGGAUGCCGCCGCCGCACGGGCACGGACACGGCCACCCGGGCCACCCCGGCCACGGGCCUCCACCGCAGAUCCUGCACGUUCACAUAUCGGGCCACGUGCAGCUGCAGCCGCCGCAGCACCAACAGCACCAGCAGCACCAACAACACCAGCAGCAACAGCAGCAGCUGCCACCGCCACCCCCCAGGAGCCCGUCUGCAAACAGCAGCGGCGGCGGCGUAUCCGCAUCAGGCGCGGCCGCUGGCCCCAACAGCAGUAGCGGAGGCGGCGCCGGCGCGCAGGCCGGGUCCGUGCUGAAGCCGGGCAGCACGCUCAACGCCAACGCGCGCUCCUUCGUGCCCUCUGGCAAGCCCGCGUCCGGCCCCUCCACUAGCGGGCAGCAGCAACAGAUCGGCCGCGGAGGCCAGGGGCCGGCGCAGCUGCAGCAGCAGCCCGGGGGCUACGGCAACCGCCGCGAGCAGCGCGUCGGUGGCCGCCCAGGCCCCGGUGCGCCACCGCCGCCGCGCGACGGCGGCGUUGGUCCGUCGAGCCUUGCGGGCGGGCCCAGCGGGCGCAAGCUGGGCGGCCCGGGUAUGAUGGGCCCCACCAGCUCGCACGCGGCCAGCCACAUGCCGCCGCUGCCGCCCGGCGCGGACAUGGGCGUGGGGCCGGGCGGCAUGAUGCCGCCGCCGCCGCACGGCGUGAUGCCCGGCAUGCUGCCGCCGCCGCCGAUGAUGAUGGUCAUGGGGCCCAACGGCGUGAUGCCAGUGCCGGCGCCGCCGCACCCCAUGGGCCCGCCGCCGCCAGGGAUGGACGGGCCCGGCGAGCCUGGGCCAGGCGGCCCCAUGCCACCGCCACCUCAGGAAGCCGGCGGCGACGGACCGCCAGGCCUACCCAUGCCGCCGGCGCCGCCGCCGCAUCACGGCCACGUCGCGCUGCCGGUGGCGCCGGGGCCGCCGCGCAUGAUGCUGAUGGUGCAGCCCGGCAUGCCCGGCCCCGUUCCCAUGCCGAUCAUGCCGGUGCCCCUCGUGCCCGUGGCGCUGCCGCUGCCCAUGCAUCCAGCCGCCGCCGGCCCGGCCGGGCCUGCCGGGCUGGCGGGCCCCGGCGUCGACGGACCGCAGCAAAAAAACGGGCAGGCAGCUGAGUCGGUGAGGGCGGCCCUGACCGCGCAGCAGGAGCAGGCGGAGCAGGACGGCGCGCGCGACGGGAUGGACUCAGCUGCUUCGGCUUCGGCCGCAGCCCCAACCUCCUCCAUGACCCCCACGACUAGCAGUAGUAGUAGCAGCCAUAGCAGUAGCGGCGGCAACCUCGAGGUAUCGGCAGGCCCCGGGGCUCCCGAGGAGGGUGGCAACGAGGCGGCCGAGGAGGCGCAGGCGCCGCGCAAGGAGGCGCCCGGCGCGCCCGAUGCCACAGCAGCGGCGGCCGUGGAGGCCGCUGUGCCGGCCGCCAAGGCGGACAGGAAGCAGCACCACACGCAACAGCCCCGGCAGCCGGCCGCGACGGGACCUGCGCCCGCUAAGGCGCCGGCGGCGCCGCCCAGUUGGUCUGCGGUGGCGGCGCGACGCGACGCCGCCGCCGCCGCCGGCAGCGGCAGCGGCAGCAGCACGUCCCUGAGUGGCUUGGCGCAGGACGCCUUCCCGUCACUGGGCGCCGGGGCAAGCCCUGGCGGCGAGGCAGGCGCUGCCGCCAACCCGGCAGCAGGGGCCGCCGCCGUCGCCGCCAGCACUUGGAAGGCCCGGCUGCAUUUGGCCGCAGCCGGCUCGCCGGCGGCAGCGCCCUCGCCAGGCGCUGCCGUGACGCCGCCGCCGGCGCCGCUCGCCAACGGCACCGGCGCCGGCUUCGGCAGGUCGUCGCUGCCGGCGAGCGGACCGCCGGUGCCGAACGGCGUGCACCACAGCGGCGGCAGUGGCACCAGCGGCGGUGUCAGGGGCUCCAGUCCCCGUGGCACGAUGUCCGGCGCGAGCCUCCUCGCAAACGGUGCCGGCACGGAGCCGCGCGCUGGCCUGGCACCCCGGCCGGCCGGCAACCCCGUCUCGGGCUCGGCGGCGCUCAAUGGCCCGCCGUCGCAGCUGGUCGGCAGCCUGUCGCUACCGGCGGGCACUGCCGCCGCCGUAGGCGAGGGCGCGCUCAUCACCUACCACCCCGGCGUGCCGGGCGCCGCCGCCGGCCCCGGCGCCGCCGGCCCGCGGCGCCUGCGGCUGGUGCGCGGGCUGCAGAACUUGGGCGGCCAGCACAACUGCUUCCUCAACGUGACGCUGCAGGCGCUGUGGCACUGCGCCGCCUUCCGUGGCGCGCUGCUGGCCAUGGACCCAGAGGCCCUAGCGCCGCCUGCAGGAGGCCGCGCCGCCGCCGCCGCCGCCGCCGACCUGGUCGUCACGCGCGCGCUGGUGGACGUGUUCAGGGCGAUGGCGGCGCAGCCGCCAUCGCCAGCGGCGCCUGGCGGCGGCGCCGGCGCUGGCGCGCCGGCGUGGGUUGUGUCGCCGCUGCCGCUGCGCCAGGCGCUGAGCAAGCCGGAGACGGGCGCGGCAGCGGGCGUGCAGGCGAUGGACCUGGAGGAGAUGCACGACGCGUUUGAGGUGAUGCUGGUGCUGCUGACCUGCUGCCACCGCGCCGAGGCCGGCGCCGCCGGGGCGGGGCAGGACCCGCAGCUGCCGCGCCGCGUGCGCCUUCGCGACCUGCAGCUGCGCACCGCCGCCGCCGCCGCCGUUGGCGUCGCGGGGUACGGUGCCGGCACACCGGCGCCGGCGAACGGGCAUGCGAACGGUCAAAGCGCUUCGCAGGGGGUGAGUGCAGCAGCGAACGGCCACGCGCCGUCGUCGGCUGGAGGCUACGCUUCGGUUGUGGCAGGGCCAAAGACAGCGGCGGCGGUUCCGUCAGGAGGCAAGGCACCAGCGGAAUCAUCGCUGGUGCCGGCCACGGCGGCCCACAGCAUUUUCGGCAUUGAGGUGCAGGUGCCGGCAUCGUCGUCAUCCGCCGCAGACGACGACGCCGACGGCGCCAGCGGGCGCCAUACGCGGCGCCGCGAGUCCGGCACGGGCGGCGGCGACUCCCCCGCCUCAGCACUGGGGCUCGCACCCACAGCUGCGGUCUCUUCAGUAUCCGCGUCCGCCGCCUCCUCGGCGGCGCCGUCGCCUUCGGCAGGGUCGUACCUGGCGGCGGCGGCCGCCGCCGCGCGCCGCGCUGCCGCCGCCGCCGCGGCUCAGGACGGCGGCGAGGUACAGGUGUAUACCAAGUUCUUCCACCUGGUCCACGCCCAGGCGCUGAGGAAGGCCUUCGCGGUGCUGGGCGGCAACGACAGCGGCGCGUGCUUUGAGGACGUGCUGUGCGCCGCCGAGGCCGCUGGCGGCACCGACGGCGCCGCCAGUCCGCUGCUCAGCAUGCUGCUGGCAAACGGCGGCGCGGGUGUCGGAGCAGGAGGAGGAGGCAGCGCUGGCGGCGCGCCGCCGAGGCGCGCUGGGUCGUCAGGGGCGAUGUCAUCGGCGGCGGCGUCCGCGACGUCAGCGGGCGGCGCGGUGGCGAAUGGCGUUGGCAGCGCGGGUGCGGGCAGCGGCGCCGGCGGCGGGUCGGGGGGCCAGUUGCUGGUGCCGGGCUCGGUGGCGGCGGCGCACCCGCUGGCGACCCUGCUGCGCUUCCCCACCGUGUUCACACUGGCGCUGGUGUGGGAGAGCCCGCAGGCGCCCUCCGACGCACUGCGCGGUGUGCUGGAGGCUCUGGGUCCGCGGCUGGACCUGGCGCUGCUGUUCCGUCACGCCGCGCCGCCCGCCGCCGCGCCGCCCGCCUCGGCGCCCUGCGCUCUGCGCUCCGUCAUCUGCUACUUCGGCCACCACUACCUGGUGUUUGCUCUGAGCGAGGAGCUGGGGCUGUGGUUGAUGAUCGACGACGCCCACAUCGCAUUGGUGGGCCACUGGCCGGACGUGGUCAAGGCCAUGGCCGCCAAGCGGCUGCAGCCGUCGCUCAUGCUGUAUGAGGCAGAGCCCGUGCAGCUGCAGCAGUAGCAGCAGGCAGUAGCAGCAGGCAGCUGCAGGAAAAGCAGCAGGAAGCAUGGAGGGAGGGAGAGCAGCAGAGGCCGCGGGCGGUGCCGCCGGCUGGCACUGCAAGGCUGACAGCGGGCGAACGGCGGGAGGCGUGCUGAAGCACUGGAGCUACGGGUGGCGGGUGAGGUGGUGGAGACUGCAACACGGCAGCAAUAAUAGCAGCGACAGCAGCAGCUGAACUGGCAGUGCCGCUGCAGGGUUGGCGGCAUCUGCAGGAUACAUCAUAUGGUGGGGGAGGACCGGUGCGCGGGGCCACACCGCGCGGGAGUGCCAGGCACGCUGUGUGUGGCACUGACGCGCGUUCGGGAGGGGAGGAAGACUGGGCCUCGAAUGCCCGUCAUGGGGCGGUCAGGCGGUUGUUAGCGUACAUGGGGGCGGGCCUGGAUUUAACAGCCUGGAGCCAGGCCCGCGCCAGCACUAAGAGCUUAGGCAUCAAGAGACGGGCCUGCAAUGUGUGGAGAGAGGGAAGUUAAAUCAUCGACGGUGUUGCAGCCGCCAAUGUUGGUGCACACACGGCAUUGCAGCAGUGGGCCGGGAGGCGCUUGUGCGAAGUGCGGGCCACGCGUUUCAGGCCUGCUGGAGCCCCUACCGGGCCUGUUUCUAUAAACACAGAAGUGCGUCGCUUGUGUCACAGAUGUUGUGGCCCGGCGGUUUGUUGGCUUGUCGGGGGCCCGUACCCGGUCUGGUAGGUCCCAGCGGUCAAUCAGGCGGGCCCGCUGCAGCAGCCAACAUAAUGGUAAUGUGUAUAUGCGCGUGUGCGCGUUGUCUGUGUGUAUGUGUCAUACGCGCCGGGCGCCCAGUCGGGGGUUCAGGCAAACCUGAGAGACUUGGAUGCCGCUUGCAGCAUAACACACGGGUGUGUGUGUGUGUGAGAGCCAGACGAAGCGGAGGGUACGCUCUCGCCUUCGUGUGUUUGUCGCGUCGUUCUGUUUGUCCUCUUUUGAGCGCUUGUGUGUGUGUGUGUGUGUGUGUGUGUGUGUGUGUGUGUGUGUGUGUGUGUGUGUGUGUGUGUGUGUGUGUGUGUGUGUGUGUCUGUGUCUUUGGGUGCUUCAGAGAGCAGGCCAGAUCCAAACCGUUGAUGACUGCGCCAUACGCCAACACGUUUGCCAGCGGGGCCGAUGGGUCCUGCGGCAUAUUAGUAAUGUUUGGUGCGCAGGGGCCCUCGGCAGAUGACUCCAGAGUCCAGGGCAGGUAGAGGCACGAAGCCUGGUGAGAGGUGUGAGUGCCGUGGAUUCGACCGAGAUGAGUGCGUCCGCUCGCACGGGCCUACAGGACGCUAGGUGACAUUUUGGGUUGUGUGCAGCGAGGUGCCCGGCCAUGCGGUAUGAAUGGCCGGGCCUGUCUGGCUGCAGGGCAGAGGGAGGGCAGAGGAGCAGCGUGCGAUUUAGAGGUUAGGUCGCGCACCUAACGGCUACCGCGGUGGCGAGGUAGGCGGGUUCUUAAGGGGCCCCGUCGAAGAGGACGCACGUGCGGCACAGCUGAGUACGGCAUGGCUAAAGAGCAGGCUAGCCUGCUGGCCGCCCCCCUGAAGCAGGUUACCACAGGGAGGGUACCGUCAAGGGUAAGGCCGCAGUCUUGAGUAGGGUAGCAUUAUGGUAGUACAGCUGGUUAGAAAGGAUGCUUGUUGGGCCGCUGGGCGUUUCCCGCUCCUGGUCGCCACCGGAAAUGGGUCAGGAGACGGGCUCACGGCACCUGUUAAGUUAAUGAGUCUGCAGUACCGUUGCGGCGUUGCCUCAAUUGAGAGGGUACGGUCGGGACGCGGCAGAGGGAAGUCAGGAGAGCCGGCAGUGAGCCGGCAAUUCCCACGGGCCAUGCAGCCCAUGCUAAACGACGCUGGCCU